AUGGGACUACGGGAAGCCUCGGAUUGGCUAAUGGAAGCCUCUGGAGAUCCGCAUGCGCAUAAACCAGGAUUCAACGAACGUAUUGCUCUUGUCCAAAUGCUGGCAAUCUUCUUCGUUUGUCUUAUCAUCAAUGAUGCAGUGUAUCAGCGCGUGGCGGGAACGUCGGUAUUGGAAGGAGGAUCGUCGAGAAUCGGGGCGCUGAUCGUACAGUUGGGGGUGUAUAUGAAAUACACUGGAGUUCCUCUCGCUGGAUCCGUUGCGUUUACGGCUUAUUCUCUCGUGAGGGAGGAGGCCAAAGAUAUGGAGAGAGAACCAGUGAAGACAAGCACAGAUUUAGUGAAUCAUGGCGCCGAUUCGUUGUCGCAAUCAUCCUCUUUAGAUCGGGCUCAUACCCUUCUCCUUCGAGAGCAGCAGCUUCCAUUCCACCCACUCUCCAGAGUACGGCACUCCAUGGACCGAUAUGAUGGUAUCUUAGCACUGUUGAAUUUUGGGAGGAGAACGCUACAGAAUGUGAACGAGCUGGCGCUUUCUCUUAGAGAAGGUGUACCGCAUUGGAGAUCUACAGGUACCGCAUUUUGCAUACAUCGUACGAUACCGAGGCGAACAGAAUCAGCCGAGGAAUUAAUAGCUAACGCGGAAGAUUCGUCCAUCGUAAGAUUGAUUCCCGUCUUCGGUGAUGUCGUGCCAACGGGUCCACCAUCCAAUGGAUACGCAUUCAGCGGACUCCACAAGAACGAGGAAAGCUGUUCUGGACUGGCACAGCUCGGCAGAUCAGAGUCGGCUGCCUGGGCUUGGCAGUGGAAUGUGCAGGCCGUUACCCCCAUUUGA
This is a messenger RNA of Guyanagaster necrorhizus, 828 nucleotides long. RefSeq lists its product as uncharacterized. The transcript has 7 exons. The record is from RefSeq and is a predicted model, not a curated record. Bases 1 to 828 code for a protein of 275 amino acids. NCBI's taxonomy places the organism in Eukaryota, Fungi, Basidiomycota, Agaricomycetes, Agaricales, Physalacriaceae.